Molecule: messenger RNA, 5320 nt
Organism: Helicoverpa zea (corn earworm)
Lineage: Eukaryota; Metazoa; Arthropoda; Insecta; Lepidoptera; Noctuidae
Gene: l(3)76BDm
Product: trafficking protein particle complex subunit 8
Exons: 18
Coding region: 227-4384 (1385 amino acids)
Biological process (GO): endoplasmic reticulum to Golgi vesicle-mediated transport; protein localization to phagophore assembly site
Cellular component (GO): cytoplasmic vesicle; TRAPPIII protein complex; phagophore assembly site
Source: RefSeq, a predicted model, not a curated record
GCAGAGUACUUCUGUAAUAUUAUGUAUUUAAUCGCAAUGAAAUAAUAAAUCUGUGAUCUGUCUGUGUAAAAAUUGAUUUUAGAGAGGCAGGAGCUACAGUACCAUUCGUGUAAAUUCUGUGAAUAACUGAUUUGUGGCGUUAACUCACUGUGUACUUAGUUGCGAUAAAAUUCAUUAUUCAUAUGCUGAAAAAUAGAAAUCAUUAUUUUGAAAAAGCAAAGCAAAUAUGGCAAGAUUAGGCAAAACUGCCCAAGAGUUUAUUCAAGACUCAUUUUCACCGAUUAUCGCAGUUUUGUGCAGUCCAAAAGUAGAAAAUGUUGUUUCAAAGAAUAACUUGUCUUUUACUGAAAUGUUACAACCAUUUACCACUAUGGAUUGGGAAGGUCAAUUCCGUGACCCAAGUGGAAAUGUUUGUACUAUAAAAAACUGGAAAUUAAUAAUACGAGAUGUUAACUGGAAGCCAUUACAACCCACUGAAGCUAGAAGAGAGUUAAACAAUGCUGUGUUACACAAUUAUAAUGAUAAAACAGUAACUCUCGAAAUUGAUGGUAGAAAAUUUUAUGUUCCCCAAUCAACACAUUGGUUUGAUGCCUGGAGAGAGACUUAUUUAGAAGUCCAAUUUCCAUCAGACCAUGAAUUUACGAAACACUUUAUAUCUUGUGUAAUUGUUGGUACCACUUUAGAUGACAAUGUAAUAGAUAGUUUCAACAAUUUAAACCAACACUAUGCCCAGUUGCAAAAUGUUGCUCCACCAAAAUUACCUAAAUGGUUCAACAGUGGGGUGUUGAAGUCUUAUCUCCUACUUCAUGAUGUAUCUGCUGUCCCUAAAGAAAAAGCUGAUGCUGCAUUUGAUAUGCUGAAACAGAAUUUCGGAGCAAACAACUGCUUCAUGUUAUCAAUUAACUCAAAAAGUACCUUAGACCAAAAUGUAUCAUCUGAUUUGUGGGCUCAGUUUGUUAAAAGAUCACCACAAACUAAUAAUGAGAUGUCGUCAUCUCUUACAAACCUGCCCACCACUCCAUCAGAGCCGCAAGCAGUAUUUCCACCAGCUGCAGCUAACUUAACAGAUGACAAUGCAACAGUGAUUUCUUCCAUCAAUCCAGAAACUCUUCACCCUCUGACUGCAGCCGAAACAGAUGUUUAUGAUAAUGCAAAUAGUUUGCAGACCCAUUCAUUCUCUGGUAGUUCUGAGAGUAUGAGUGUUGCUGGAAAAGGCCCAGAUUUUUCCACUGAGGUCCAUGGUACAGCUCUGAACGCUAGUGAUGUUGAAGCAAUUAAGAAGUUCUUACAGGAGUAUGCUUCAAAAGCAUUGUUACCAUACAUGGAAAAGCAAAUAUCACAGCUAUCUGAAGUCGUUGCAAAUAGAAAGGGUGUCAGUAGAUCAUUACUGUCAGCCACUAAGCGAUGGUUCGGGACCGGAAAAGGUGGAAAUACAACAGGCAACAGCACAGUUAUCUACACAAGUGACUGUCCUGAGCUUCAACUGCGACGACUGGGCGACUUGUGGUUCCUAUGUCGGCAAUGGCAACGUGCGUUCGACACGUACCACACAGCGAAGAGAGAGUUCUACGCUGAUAGCGCCUGGCUUUGCUACGCCGGCGCGCUAGAAAUGGCCGCCAUCAGCGCCUUCAUGGCGGCGGACUCGAAUCGUAAAACACACGGCUACAUGGAAGAAAGUAUUGUAACUUACCUUAACACAUGUAGGAUGGUGCAAUACGCAGUCAGGGCCACGUUGCUGUCUGUGCUUUGUUUGAGCGGUUCUGGCUUGCACGGCGAGGCUGCUAAACAAUUGAUUCGGAUGACAUCUGAGGAUAGCGAUUUGCGUAGCGCUAUGCUUCUGGAACAAGCAGCGCUAUGUUUCCUAUCUGGUCCCGCCUCUAAAGGCAUGUGCAGGAAAUAUGCCUUUCAUAUGGUACUUGCGGGACACAGAUUUUCAAAAGCAGGGCAAAAGAAGCAUGCCUACAGAUGUUACAAACAAGCUUAUCAGGUGUACAGCGAGAGCGGGUGGCGGCUGGCGACGGACCACGUGCAGUUCGCGCUGGGGCGGCUGGCGGGCGCGCUGCGGCUGGCGCGCGAGGCGCGGCGCUGGCUGGCGGCGCCGCUCGCGCCUCGGGGCCCGCAGCCGCCGCACCAGCAGCACGCCUUCCUGCAGGAGUACAUGGCCGCGCACCAGCAAUGGGUGGAAAGCAACCCCGAAGUGGCGAGCGUGCUGGAAGAGCUGCCGCUGCCGCUGGUGGAGGCGCGGCAGACGGGCGUGCUGUGCGUGGGGCCGGCGCCGCUGGGCUCGCCGCGCCGCCGCGCCGCCUCGUCGCUGUCGCUGGCGCCCGACGCGCCCGCCGCCGCCGCGCCCGCCUGGCGCCGCCUCGAGGAGAUGCUGCUGCAAGUAGCGCAAGGCGCAGUGCCCAUGAUAUUCAAGCCCACCGUGGAUUUGUACACCGAUGCGACGGACGCAGAACCACUCGUGCCGCAAGGAGAGCCCAUUCAGAUCUCAGUUACUUUAUGGAAUCCCUUGAAGAUUUCACUAAUUCUAAAAGAUGUGGAGUUAUUGUGGCGAUUCGUAACAACUGCCGAUGGUGAUGCAGCUGGUGACGAAGAAGUGUUGAGCAAUGAGCAGGCAGUCUCUGCGGGACAGGCAUUGGAAAGCAACACAAUAUUUAGCCAGAAAAUUAAAUCAGUCAUUCUAGAAGGAGAUACAAAAAAAGUAUUAAUUUUCACCCUAACACCUCUAAAAGUCGGCCGACUGAAUGUACAUGGCUUAGCUUACAAGCUGAUCAAUACCGGGGAAGGAGGUACUGAAAACGGUAACAGUAUGACAAUAUCAGGCAAAGUGAAUUUAACCCCGCCAGGCAAAAGCCCGGAUAAGCGACUGCAAAUUACAGUUAUUCCAGAGGCUCCUUGCCUGCAAAUGACAUUUUCUGAGACAAGUUCGGACAUUAUAAGCGGAGAAAUGAGGACUAUUGAUGUAGAAUUUACAAAUGUAGGACCUGUGGACAUGAAUAAUCUUUAUGUUGCUGUAUCUCAUCCGGAUUGCGUCAAUAUUGUCACCGGCGAGGAAGAAAAUGAUUUUCAAGUUUUAUAUGACGAGAAAUACCGCGAGCCACCCUCAUAUUCAGACGAGCGCGCGGCGCGGGCGGCGCGGGCGCGCGCGGCGGCGGCGCGGCACGUGCGCGGCGUGUGCGCGCGCCUGGCGCCCCGCGCCGCCGCCCGCGCGCGCCUGCAGCUGCGGCCGCGGGCGCCGGCGCAGCCGCUGCUGCUGCUCGCCUACCACGACACCGGCCUGCGCGCGCGCCCCUACCGCCUGCUGCGCCACGUCUUCCGCUUCCGAGUCACCGAGGCUGUAGAGCUAGCAGUCACUCCACGUCGAAGCCUCCGACGAGUUGACGGCGAAGUCGUCGAAAAUAUGAGUUUGGCAGUUGAAAUCAAAAACAUAUUUAACGAGAAAGGUGAAGACUUGAGCGUGGAAAUAUUAGAAGCGUCGUUACUGAGUCGACAGUGGAGCCUGACGAGCCUGGUGGCGGCGCGAGGCGCGGCCGAGCCGCUGCAGGCGCGCGACAAGCUGCACCUCGUGCUGCGCGCGCAGCGCCUGCCGCGCCCGCCCGCCGCCGUCGCCGCCUCGCGCCUCAAGAUCAACCCGCACCACCCCGACGCUGCGCCCGACAUCAACGUGGCGCCCUACUCCAAAUUCGUGCUGGAUGCCCAACAAUCUUACAUUGACGCUCCUGACUCCGCCAUUGCUCAGGAUACUCCUGAUAAAAGAACAGGACUAAUACAGUCCAUGUUUGUUCUACGAUGGAAAGCGCACGAAAAAACCAAAGGAAAGACCGCUGUCGGUCAACAUUGCUUGUGGCUGGAUUGCUUCACAAAAGCUAUAUCUCGAGAAAGGGAAUAUAUUCCCGGAGAAGCGGCUCCCAUUCAAAUUGAUGAGUACGAAAGCAAAUUAGAUUUACGCGAGUCUAAUACAAAAACAAAGAAAGAUAAUGUUGUUAUAUUUCGAUUGGAACAUUCCAACCACAUUAAUCAUAAUUUUAAUGAAACUAAACUAUGUUUGGUACCAGUUACUUUGAAUAUUGUAAAUUGCUAUGGAGUUCCCGUAAAAGUCUUCAUAGACAUGUCAAAACAGAAAAACAGGGAGCUGUCCGGAGAGCUUGGUUGGGCGGGCGCGCUCAGCUACGGCAGCGAUGUAGAAGCUAAAGAACUGGGCGUCAGCGUUGAUCUGGACAAGUUUGAGUCCAAACGCGUGCAAGUGCGAGGCGUUUGUGCCGCUCCGGGAACUUAUCUCGUUGGCUCGGCAUUUUCCGUGUCUACUACCGGGCAAGAUGCCAAUCUAAAUGUUUCAAAUGUUUCUAACAAUACCUCGUUAUUGGUAGUCGAGCAAGCCGCGUAGAUAUUAUAAGCUUCGGUGCUAUAGCCUGCAGUAUUUUUCUUUUUAUCUUAUAUUUUUACCUUUCUUGAACCGUAUUUAUAACAUGGCUAUUAGCAGCUAAGUGGAAAACGUCAUCGCAAUGUGUGCUAAUUAGACCAAUCUGAUUACCUAAUGCAGUGGAAGAUACUAAAUUGCAUUGGCGUGUAUAAGUGUAUUUAUAAUUUGUCAAUACAUAUACAGUCUUUACCUAAUACGAGUGAUUGUCGCUUGGCUUAUAUUAGCGAUAAACUGUAGAAAGUACCUUCCAGCCAGACGCAAACUGUAUAAAAAAUAAGUUUCUGGCAGUGGGAAAUUCAAGUGUAAAAGAUAUUUACCUAAGUUAACAUUCGAUAUUAUGAGGCGCAUCUUAUCAAAUUUGAAUACACACACAGUUAUAAUAACUCAAAGCAAUUUUUGAUAUCCUUGUUUCUUGUCAAUAUGGUCGCUUUUUUCGGUAAGUAGGUAUGUCGGUUAAGUAACUUGUGACUUCUCAAACGUAAGAUUGUGCGCUCGCUCCUUUCGUAUUUUCUUAUUCUUUUGUAUAUUUUUUUGAACUCCUCAAAGUUUGAAAAAAUUGCGUUCGCUUCGAUCGCAUUCAUUCGGGUACAUGAUGUAAAAGGUCGACCACCUUAUUUUCUUUCCUCAAAAGUACAAAAAUGCGCCCUGUCCGCUCGCGUCUUCUUUCUUGUAAUUUCAUACAGUUAUUGUAUCUAUGCAUAUCGUUAUCUGCUUGCUAAAGAAAUGCCCAGGUGCAUACACAUGUUAAUCAUAAUUAUUACCUGUGUAUAUUGUUUAUUUAUUGGAAAAACUUUUUAAUGUUCUUGUUAAGUAGAUAAGUAUAGGGUAUACGUUUUUAUGUUAGAAGAGAUGUAUGUAUCUACCAUCCUGAUUUUUAAUUAUAAUAUGGAAAUGCAAAAA